UCGGACGCGUAAACAUGAAUAGAGUUUAGAGCUAUGAUGUCGGGUCGUGUCCAGCCUGGCCCCUACGGCAGGUUACAACGUUAAAGUUUGAUCGUUUUUUUUUCACCGGACAGCUCAAACAGCCCAGUGACGUCAGGCAGGAGGUUUUUUUUGGCGGCUGACGUCAGCAGCGCAGCGCGUUGUUGCAGAGUCACUGCGACUGUUCGACUGUAAACAAGGCGAGGAGAGAAAAGUGUCGCUGUUAGCAACCUCCACCGUCUGCGCGGCUCGUCUCAGCUCAGAUUUACAAGCGAUUUUCUGUCGUGACUGACCUCCUGAUACGAGUCCGGUCAUCCAUUCACGCAGUAUUUUAAUACAGGCGCAGCUCGUGUUUUCGCGGAGACAGCUAGCCCUUCAAGCUAGCGACGGCUAGCCCGUCAGUCGCCUUAGCUUGCCUUAGCAUUCGCUAGCCUCGCUGGCUAGUCAACAUUCGAGGGCCUGUUGCCAGAGAAGCACCCUUUAUGCCCUGGGUAUAUCUCUCUUUACUGCGACCAGGAAAUCCUGAACCCUGGGUGGCUGGUCAGAGCGGCCUCCUCCCACCAUGGAGGCAGGAGGGAAGGACAGCGAAGAGGAGACACUGCAGACAGCCUUUAAAAAGCUGAGGGUUGAUGCUGAGAGUUUACCCGGAGCGGUGAGUGUUUCGGAGGCGUUGGCUCCCAGAGCAGCAUCACGCGUUUGUCUCGACAGCAGCGGAGCGAAGCCCAAACUCAGCUGCCCGAAGGAUAACUGGCACGGCUGUAUGAGGAAAACUUCUAGAGGAGCUUCCAGAACUCAGCGGCGUCGCAGGUCCAAGUCCCCCAUCCUCCACCCUCCAAAGUUCACCUACUGCAGCACCGCCGCGGCGUCUGCGCUGUCGACCCCUAGUGGCUGCCUGAAGCACCAGCGCCUGGCCGUGCCGGAGCCCGUGGAGCCUCAUCCUGCAGUCGAUGGAAGGACGGCCCCCUCUGUCGCCGUCCCGGCCCAGAAAGAGCUCUCCUCCUCCAGCACUGCCGGCCACAUCUCUCCUCUGGUUUUUGGAUCUCGUGCUGGGUAUGAGACACACAUUGGAGCUGUGGUUUCCUCACAAGAGAUCCCCACUGUUAUUACUACUGUUGCGACAUCGAGCAGGCAGGAUGGAGGAAGCUCUGGAGACGGCCAGUCGAGCGAGGAGAGCGGCCCAGAGAAAAGUGCCUGUGACGGAGCGGAGUCUGGAGCGGGAGCGCCUCAGAUAUCGGGACCCGCAGAGGCCGCUGACUUCCGAUCUCUAUCAGAGCUCCACAGCAGCGGCUCGGCAGAAGGCCCCCACGUCCCCUGCUCCUGUGCCUGGAGGAAGAGUUCAGAUGCCCAGGACGAGAGCGGGCAGGGGGCCGAAUCUCAGUGCCGGUGCCGGUCCAAUCAUCAGGGCUGGGCCGGCGUGGAGGUGUACUCCUUCACGGGGCUCCGCAGCGUCAUCUCGGAGUGCGAGAGGAGCCCGCCGAGCCACGAGGACACCCCCAGAACUCUCAGUACCAACAGUAACGCUGCCACAGCCUCGUCACCUUCAUCGCUGUCGUCGGGCUCCCCUCGCUCGUGCUCGGAGCAGGCGCGGGCCUACGUCGACGACAUCACGAUAGAGGACCUUUCCGGCUACAUGGAGUAUUAUCUCUACAUCCCCAAGAAGAUGUCACACAUGGCUGAGAUGAUGUACACUUAAAAAAAGUCAAAAGAAAUAUUAUAAAGUCGUAAGGAGAUGAUAACGUAAAGAGGUUUUUUCUGUUGAGGGAGAAGGUGGCCUCCAAGGAAUGCCAGUAGUGGGUAGAAGAACGAUCAGGCAUGAGAGUUGUAAUUUAAAUAUACAACAUUAACUGACUUUAACCCAGGUUCAAAUGUCUCCAUUGUCCCGUCCUGUUUGAGCCCCCCCUCGUUUGACUAGAACUGACAGAAACAUAUUACCACCAACUAUUUCUCAUUAGUUUUUCCUCUUUUGUGCUUCAUUUAAAUUAAGUUUUCAGUUUAUCGGUGAAGUUGCCAAAGCUCUUGGUGCGGGGUCUUUGCAGAGGGAGGAAACAGUAGGAACAUGCAAACUUGUGUUGACGAGCGUUUGUGGUGUUGUGACCCGUAAAGUCACCUGUCUGGAUUUCAUUUCACUCAAUAAAGAAGCAAACUGUG
Messenger RNA from Chelmon rostratus (copperband butterflyfish), 2166 nucleotides. It is a transcript of the gene oser1, whose product is annotated as oxidative stress responsive serine-rich 1. Gene Ontology annotation, biological process: cellular response to hydrogen peroxide. The transcript has 4 exons. Lineage: Eukaryota; Metazoa; Chordata; Actinopteri; Chaetodontiformes; Chaetodontidae. The record is from RefSeq and is a predicted model, not a curated record. The coding region runs from base 581 to 1711 and encodes 376 amino acids.